GGCGAGGAGAAAUUGUCGGCGCUCGACGAAAUGCUCAAGAAAAGAAUGUCGCGGCGCCAGAGUUCCGUUGUUGACAAAGAGAACCGGAAGGACCGAUGGGGGAAGCUCAUCGAAAAAGCUCCCGUCAACGAUUCACGCACACAAGUAGUCGUCACGACCGAUUCUCUGAAAGAACUAAGUGCUGAGCUGGAGAAAGAGCAGAGUCGCAAGAAAAGCACCGAGGAAGUUGUGUCAAAAGACGCGCCUCAAUGCGAAGUCGACGCCAAGCAGCCGGAGAGCACCCCGGAGAAAGCAACGGGAGAGAAUGUGAAGGACGACACCGAGAAGAGGAACAAGGAAGACGAAUUGGACCAGAAACGCAAAGCUAGACAUAUUUCCAUGGGUGAUGACAGCAAGUCGACCCCCACGGACACCGCUCAUAGACCGAGCGCCGAUAGCAGGAAAGCGCCAACAGCGGGACUGGCUCUCGGGUCCACGAAUUGGGACGAUCUUGAGAAUCAUCGCCGGAAGCCUCGUGAAGAAGCCACGCCACCGAAAGAACAGCCCUCCGUACAUUUGCUCGUCAAUAAUCUCGUCAGGCCCUUCACUUUGGCCCAGCUGACCGAUUUCAUUUCGCACGGCAACGACCGGGUCGUCACUGACCUCUGGUUGGACAAGAUAAAGAGCAAAGCGAUCGCGACUUUCGAAACCUCGGAAAUGAGCGAGCGAGCCCGAGAAGAACUCCACAAUCUCGUGUGGCCCAAAGGCAGUCCUAAAACGAUCAAAUGUGAAUUUCUUACUCCAGACCAAGUUGAGGAUACGAAAAAUCCUUCAGAAGCGAAACCUCCCCAUAGUUCAGAAAGGGAGGAAAAGAAAGAACCGAGAGCUGAUGCCAAGGAAGAGGCUCCGAGACAAAGGGAGCGCGGCGAGAAUGGCUCCGGGAAGGCUGAGGGAGACGAUCUGCGGAGAACGCUGGACAAUCACAAGGAUAAGGACAGAUUGGCAGAGGAUCGUCACCACCGGCACAGUCGUCCGGAGAGGGAGGAGAGUCCGCCAUUGAAGAAGAUCCGUGAAUGGGAUCUGCCAAAGAUCCAACAGCAGCAGAAGCGAACGAAGGAGGAAGCAGCGCCGAAGGAGGAAUUGCCGAAGAAGGACAUCGACGACUCACCUUGCCUCGAGACUUUCUUCAAGAAGACCUCGGCUAUGCCACCGCUCUAUUGGUUGCCGUUGGAUGAAGAGCAAGCGAUUGAGAAGGCGAAGACCCGCGAGGCCAAGCAAAAGGAAGAUGAUCGUCAAAAACUUAGGCAGCUACGGAAGAACCGCCGCUUCUAGAAAUUCACAAUCGUUGCGGAAUGGAAGGAAACACCUGUCGGAGCGCCAAAAGUGAAUUCCCCAGUCAAGUUUAUUAGGUGAGACUUCCAACUCGAGGUUGUGGUAGCCUCUGUUGAUGUGGAAUCGGCUCCGAAAUAUCCGUGCCGGAGGGUUGACUUGGCGUUUCGGGAUUCGAUAGCGAUGUGAACACCCGCUGAAGAGCGAAUUUUUCCCCGAGAUCAUCUGAAUGAGACAGGGACCUUCGUGACAGGUGGCUCUCUGUAGAGCGGACUGAUUGAA
This is a messenger RNA of Galendromus occidentalis (western predatory mite), 1590 nucleotides long. It is a transcript of the gene Acn, whose product is annotated as apoptotic chromatin condensation inducer acinus. The record is from RefSeq and is a predicted model, not a curated record. The coding region runs from base 31 to 1311 and encodes 426 amino acids. The transcript is spliced from 6 exons. Gene Ontology annotation, biological process: RNA splicing. Gene Ontology annotation, cellular component: precatalytic spliceosome; ASAP complex. Lineage: Eukaryota; Metazoa; Arthropoda; Arachnida; Mesostigmata; Phytoseiidae. Gene Ontology annotation, molecular function: RNA binding.